Messenger RNA from Lichtheimia ornata, 537 nucleotides. RefSeq lists its product as uncharacterized. The transcript is spliced from 2 exons. NCBI's taxonomy places the organism in Eukaryota, Fungi, Mucoromycota, Mucoromycetes, Mucorales, Lichtheimiaceae. The record is from RefSeq and is a predicted model, not a curated record. The coding region runs from base 1 to 537 and encodes 178 amino acids.
AUGUCGCAACCAGCCCAAAAAUAUUUUUUUUGGUCGUCGUCGUCGAAGACGUCGACCCCUGGAUCCAGUUUGGCUGGUGGCGACAUUGCGAAAUCUGGGAUUGGCAAGCUAGAUCGUGAAACUGGCACACUAGGUGCAGUUGGCCAAGCCGAGCCCAUUGCUCUAUCAAAGACCCCACGUUUCAUUGUAAAGUUCGGAGAUACAGGCACCUUUAUGUUUAGCAAUGUGCUCGGCUUGGCCAACAGCACCUUGUGUGAAAGUUUCACGAUCAAGCUUGCCAAUCCCAGAUUUCGCAAUGUCGCCACCAGCCAAACAGGAUCUGGGGGUCGACCUCUUCGACGACGUCGACCAAAAAAUAUUUUUUGGGCUGUUUGCGACAUUGAACGCGAAACUUUCACACAAGGUGCUGUUGGCCAAGCCGAGCCCAUUGCUCUAUUCAAAACCCCACGUUUCAUUGCAAAGUUUGGAGAUACAGGCACCUUUAUGUUUGUAAGCGUGAUGCUAUAUGAAGAGUGGUCUUUGCUCAUUGUCAAGUAA